Messenger RNA from Entrophospora sp. SA101, 1924 nucleotides. The record is from the annotation of a GenBank genome assembly. NCBI's taxonomy places the organism in Eukaryota, Fungi, Glomeromycota, Glomeromycetes, Entrophosporales, Entrophosporaceae.
AUGUCCGACAUGGAUGAUUUGCUAGACUUUGAAGAUGGUGGAAUCGACUUCCCAACUAAUGAGAACUAUGAUUUAACAACAGCUUCAACAACAAUAGGUAAUAUAAUAGAUGACAAAAUGUUUGAUUUAGACGAAAAAAUAACAAAAAUAGAAGUGGCAACAGAAGAUAAAAGUGGUGAUGAUAAUGAAACUUUAGUAAAGCAAGAUACUUUUGAUUUUGAUAACUUGGAAGAAUUCAAUAUAAACGAUUCAGAUUUUCUUAAAAAAAAAAUUAGUGAAUCUUUAGAAAAUAAUUCUUUGGAAAAUAAAAACAUUGAUAAUGAUAAUAACAAUGAUAAUAGUGAUAAUAUUGACGAAUCAUUACUAAAAAAAGAUGAUGGUGAUAUUAAAUCAUCAAAAAAUUUAAAAUCUUCUGAAAAAGAAGAAGUUAAAGAUGUUAUAGACAAGAUUGUUUUAGAAAAUGUUGAAAAGAACAUUUUGGGUAAAAAACAAAAAACAGAUUUUGAUAUCCUUGUCAGUGGAGGAGCUCCAGGAAUAGGUAAAACACGAUUUGGCCAAGAACUUUUUUUUCAACUCAAAGAUAACUGGACUCCACCUACUUUGUCAACAAAAAAUAUUCAACCUCAUUUUCAAUAUAUUUGCUUAGAUUUUGGGAAUGGAUGUCCACUUGAUAAUACUGACUAUGGACUUUCUUCAUCAAUCAUGCCAUACAUCAAAUACUUCAACAUUGGUGCUGUGUUUCAGAGCAUUGCUGAACAUUUAGAAUUGAAAGAGAAUCAGGAACUUUUUGUUUUUCUUCAUAUUGAUGAAUUUCAAUUGAUUGAUAAAUGGGAGAAAAAAUAUAUGUCAACUUUUAAUAAAGAUUUCUUUAAAGAUAUGUUCAAUGAACUUGCAACAUUUAUGAUGAAUAGACUAGAAGCAUUUGUUCAAACAUUCAUUUCAGGAACAGCUCCACAAGUUGUCAUUUCAGCUAAGGAGCCAUCUAGAGUUUCAUUUCAUUUUGUUGAAUGUCCAUUGUUAUCAAUGACAUCUAUGAUUAAGAUUGUAGAUCAAUUUGCAGAGUCAUGUAAUGCAGAAAAAUUUGAAUGUGGUGAAUAUAAAUGGAAGCUAUGUAGACCAUUUCUUUAUCAUUUGGAGGACACAGGAGGAUUGCCUCAUGCAUUACAGUAUCUUUUAGAAAUAUGUUUCAAAGAACUCAAUAACAACAUGUAUGAUUUUUUUACAAGUUUUGAUAAUCAAUAUGAAUUUAGCCCAAGAGCUUCUGAUAGACAAUAUAUCGAAGAUCAGUUUAGCGGAGUUAAAAAAGAUCCUGCUAAAAAACGAGAAGAAAAAAUAGCAAGAUACAAACGGGAAAAAGAGACUAAAGCAAAAGUUGAGGCAUUACAUCAACAAUUAUCUUCUAGAAGAGAUAAAGGAAAAAGCAAAGAUGAAGAUGAUUAUGAUGAUAUCAAUCGAGAUUAUGUCUUAACACUUAUCGACUUAUUCACACAGAAAUCUAUUGAAUCACUAAUAUUGAUUAAUCAAGAACUUGAUUUAUUAAAUAAUAUGAAAAAAAUCCAAGAGCAAAAAAAUUACAAUGAAUCAUCAACGUCGUCACUAAAUGAUGAUAAUAAAAUUGAAGAAAUUUCAAGAAAUAAUGAAGGGCCGUUAUUAUCAAAAGAAGGAAAGCCACUUAGAUCUUUUAUAAUUACAAAUCAGCGUGAAGAAAUACUUCAAAAAGUUUUUAGGCCAGGUUGGAGAUUACCAACUAUGACAAUUGAUGAAUAUCUUCAAAAAGAAGCUGAAAGAGGAAAUAUCAUAAGUGGUGGAGGGAACAUGCCAGAAAAAAAGGAAAUCGAUGACGAUGAUGAGCAAGCUGUUAACGCCGAAACAUAUAAAGCAAGGGAGUGGGAUGAAUUUAAAGAUGCAAAUCCACGAGGAUCGG